Diachasma alloeum is the source of this 4864-nucleotide messenger RNA. It is a transcript of the gene wapl, whose product is annotated as protein wings apart-like. The record is from RefSeq and is a predicted model, not a curated record. Bases 715 to 4101 code for a protein of 1128 amino acids. NCBI's taxonomy places the organism in Eukaryota, Metazoa, Arthropoda, Insecta, Hymenoptera, Braconidae. Gene Ontology annotation, biological process: regulation of chromosome condensation. The transcript is spliced from 9 exons.
UAAAAUUCUCUCCAUAUUCAGAGUCUCUUGAAAACGAAAAACAUCGACAGAUGGCAAAGAUCAUGUUAUGAUUGAUAUUUCUAAUUAAAUUCAUGUGCCCCAAUCGCAGACGUUAAUUUAUUAACAAAAGUGUAGACAAACCGCCCGCAAUUAAACUGAACACCUGAGUAAACUCCCCCAUUAUUUCGGUUGGUCUAUAAAUAGAAAAGUUUGAAAAUAAUUGAUAAAAAUCGUAGUCGCCAGUGGGGGGAGAAAAAAAACUGUGUGCAUCGAAGAACAGAGAUAGAGAGAAUUGUAGAGGGGACGAAUGAAACAUGGCGUUUGUUUCUUUCAUAUGUUCCGAAAAUUCUAUUCGUUAAUUGAUUUUUUUAACACUCUAUUCACAUCGAUGACGCGUGUGCCACAUCCCUGGAUAAUAAAAAAAUAUCCACCAUUUGGAUAUUAGAAACGUGGUGAAUACACUGUGAGUCGUUGAGUUGAAUAUCAAUCGAGGAGCUUCAAACAGGAGUAAAAAAAAAUAUAUACACGGAUCAAACAAACCGUUGGCGCAUUGUCGCCUCUCCUCGAUAUCGUGUAAUUAAUCAAACGAAUUUAAUUACGCAGAGGGGGAGGAAUAAGGGCAGAGUCGAGGGGAAUUAUCGAAUUAUGAAGAGAUAUUGCUGCAAAUGUGACUAUUGGAAUGCAGAUAAUUUAUGAGAUAUUAUCGAGGGAAAAAUGACGUCACGCAGUUAUACAAAAUCGUACAGUCGCAAGGUGAACAGUGUUACACCAGGUAGUAUACAAUUUGACAAGCUAUUUCGUGAGAAUAGCAAUCGUCCAUCUGCUGCUAAAUCAGCUGGCACUGUUGGAAAAUGGGGGAUCACGUCCUUCACAUCUAUUCGGAGCACCAACAUCAAUGGUCGCCGAGAUGACAUCCAGCGUACGUUCGGUGCGAAGAAGCCAAAACUCGACUAUUCCAACCAGAACGCUCAAGUCCCCCCCGGCGACCCCUUCUCCUUCGACACCAACCUCGACCCCAAGGCCUCGGCGCCAGCCCCCGCAGUUCCAAAGCCAAAAAAAUUCUUCAAAUCCCGAAACCUGCCCGCGGCGACCCCAGAGGAGCCGCGCUCCGACCCCACACUCUACCGGCAAGUACCUGACUCCCAGUAUGUCCGUAAAUCAAAACACCCGACCCCCAAGGCCCCAAAAAUCCUGCCCCCGCGUAAGACGAGCGAGAGCCUGGACGGAAGUUCCAGUGACACAUCGAUCCCCCGAGACGACAAGCCCCCGAUAGUCCUCAGAAUCUGCAAGGGAACGGCUCGCCUGCUGUCAGGAGACAGUCAAGAGUCCCACGACGACCCCGAGAUGUACAGAGUGACGACUCCAGUGAGUCCCACGAAGAGCGAGCCCGAUCGCAAGAGCUUCAGCCCAGAGAUCUCGAGACCAGAGCGAUCGACGAGAUCGCACCACCAGCCGACGAUAACGACAGUGUCGAUUCCCCUGGACAGCCCAGAGCUGUCGACGCGCAGAACGACUCGCAGUCGAGCCAAGAACCUCAACCUGGACCUCACCUCAGCCCCGAUCCUCACCUCGCCGCCCCCGACGACCCCCACAACCAGGGAGAGCUCGGGCCUGUCACUCACCCUCAGGAAAUCCAUAACUGAUUCCAACAACACAUCGAUCUCCCACUACGACAUUGUUAAGACUGACUGCACGAGCUACAAACCUAUCGUCGAGCCACUGAUCGGCAGGGAUCAACCACUGCCAACGACCACGCAGGAGCUCAUUGACAUUCUUUCCAGUGAUAACGAUGUGAGGGAUCGACACACCGAACGGCUGGAUCCUCCUGAUGAAUGUGAACAUCAAUUUCACAAAAGCUUUCACGACGACAGUGUCCCCAGAUAUAUGCAGGAUUCCGAGCCAUAUCACGAGCCAGUACCUGAGCCAGCCCCCGAGGAGCCGCAGCCCAUCGACGACAAGUCAUCAGCGAAGACCCUCUUAGAUCAGGACUGGUUCUCAGGUUCCGAGGAUUCCGAGGCGGCGAGUGGUAACACCGAGCCCCCCACCAACGUGCCGAGUCCCUCGGACCAUCGCUCCCAAAUAAGCCUGAAUCCCCCGGUGAAACCCGUCACCAAGAAGGGAAGUAUCUUCAAGAGCAGAUCAACAGGUGCGACAAAUGGAAACAAACGUCGAGCCCUGUACAAGCACAAAUGGUGUGACAAUGAUAAAGAGUCAAUUACCCCAGAGGCAGUGGCAGUGACAGCAGUCCCAAAUGCUGCGUCAGGCUCAGGAGUCUCAGGCCAGGUGACGUUCGACGAAGAGCUCGAUGAGGCUGACAAGCUCACCAGAGUCGUCACUUACCCAGAGACAGACGAUAUGGACUUCAACGAAGACGCCGAGGCCAUCACGAGCAUUCGUUGUGGCAAAAGAGUUAAAGGUUUUUAUACUGUUGUUAAGAAUGUUAAGAAAGCACAUCAGAUACAGGAGAGCGGUGAAUUUCAAGAGUUUAAUGACGACGUUGAGUAUAUUCUGGACACACUGAGGGAGAACAACCCCAACGCCACGAGGUGUUUGUCGGCGAUAAGAUUGGCGAGUAAGUGCAUGGCCCCAGCCUUCAGAAUGCACGUGAGGGCACACGGUACUGUGGCAAAGUUCUUCAAGGCCCUGCACGACGCCACGAAGGACCAGAGCCUGGGGUUGUGCACAGCAACAGUGAUGUUUGUCCUGAGCCAGGACAGACUGGCGAUGGAUCUCGACAGGGACUGCCUGGAGCUGAUGCUGAGUCUCCUGGAGUCCGAUGCCAGUCACAAGGACGCCCUCGACGAUUGUGGCCUCAGUCGGGCUGAAUUACUCAAGAAUAAGGAGAAGGUCAGGCAACUUUGUGCUGACAUUCAGGCGCAGGGGCACGCGAAACACCUCAAUCUGGAUAAUAUCACGGUGGGACAACUGGCUAUGGAGACGCUCCUCAGUCUCACAUCGAAAAGAGCUGGGGAGUGGUUCAAGGAGGAGCUCAGGGAGCUCGGGGGACUCGAGCAUAUCGUCAAGACCAUCAAGGAGUGCCAUCGGAAUAUUGUGUCCAGCGAUGUCACCAGGGCUGGCUGGGACGAGCCUGUGCUCGAUAAAUUGAGAAAGGUCGACAGGUGUCUCAGGGUUUUGGAGAAUGUCACGCAGAAGAAUGAGGAGAACCAGAACUAUCUGCUCAAGUAUGAUGAUGGGGUGCUUGUCAGCACUCUCUCCAAUCUGUAUUAUCUAUGUGGACAGGAGAUCACGAUAUAUCCUAUUGUUGAUAUCAGCGAUAAGACGAGCACUGGGGCUGUCAUCAGGGAGUGCAUCAUUGCUAUUCUUAAUGUGCUCAUCAAUUUGACUCAUCGGUUUAAUCGGCAGUCUUUUGGCAGCAAAUCAUUGGGCUCGCAGAAUGGUGUUGUAGACUGCAGUUUGAAUCUCUUAUUACGUGUGCCAGAGUCUCUGCCUGAGGAGAAACGUUUUGACAUGAUGAUGCUGACACUUAUAUUGUUGAUUAAUUUGGUUGAACAGUGUGAUGACAACAAGAAGAUGCUCAUGGAGUCCAGGGCACCACCGUCCUCGGAGAAUAUUUUUGAUCGACGAGAGAGUGGAGUUGAGGCACUCAUCGAUCUAUUCUACAAACAAGAGGAGCUGGCGAUAAGUGAAGAGCAGAAAACCGAUGCUAUUCUCGAUGGAAAGAAGGACUCGGAGCAGACCGAGACUGUUACCACUACUAAAGAGUCGCAGGACGAGUUCAUUGAAAAGACUGUACAAAAAUUACUGCAGAAGGCCGGUCGACACAUGGAGCACACGCUCAUUGGUGCCUACGUAGUUCUACUACUGGGAUAUUUAAUUAUGGACAACAAAGAGUAUGAGGCACUGGUGCGAGGGAAGAUUCCUGGGAAUAACUUCUCGACAAUGGUGGCUGUUCUUCAGAAGUUCUACAAUUUUAUGAACUUGACAGCGUCGAGUGAGGCCAGCAGUUGUGGUAUCCAAGCAACAGACAAAGUCAUCAAGUUCCUAAAGCUAUCAGACGCUCGAAUCGAGGAGGAGAGGAAUGCAUUGCCAUUGCCAGCACUGGAAGAAUCAAGUAUUAUGCCCGACUUACCCUCAUCCUGAUCGCAGCCAUAACAAUUAUCAUCACGUGACAGCAUGUGCUGAAUGAAAGUUGUCCAGGGCUGAAUUAAAACGCAAUUAGAUAAAUAAAACGACACAAACAAUUGAAACUGUUGUUUCACGACGACCACCAUAUAUUUUGAUAUAUAUUUAUUCAUCCACAUAAUUUAUUGCUGUACGAUUUACCACUCUGUUCCCACGAUUUUUUUGCAAGAUUUAUUCAACUCUGGAAGCGUCAGUGCUCUCGAUUACUUCUGUAUUUUUAAAAUUUGAAAAUUUUAGUUGUUACUUAAAUAAAAUGCGAGAUAGGAUUGAACCCAAGAAUCUAAAAAAACCAUUUGUACGUAAUUGCGGGUCCACUAUUAUCGAAUGUUCGAUUUAUUGUUCACGAAAAACAUGCGAUGGAAGAGACACGAAGAGUUUAUUAACUCGUCGGCAAUUGUGCACGCAUAAUCAUUGAUCUUGAGCAUCUUGCCCCAAUAACUAAAAAUCAAUUAUUGUUAAUGAAAAAAAAGAUGUUCUUUUACAUUUUUUGAGUCGUUUGAAAAUUAUUGAACGAGGAAAACUCAAUGUUUUUGAGAUAUUUCAGAGGGACGAAUGUAGGCCACUGAUUAUUCGAAUAAUAAUAGUGUUAUGCAGUCUAAGUUUAUUUUAAUAUUAAAGAUGAAAGAAAAUGAUAAAUCUAAGUUAUAAGCAUUGUACAUGUAAAUUUAUAAAUUAUAAUUAUUGUACCUUACAUAUUAAAAAAAAACGACAAACCAAUUAA